Messenger RNA from Sceloporus undulatus (fence lizard), 2509 nucleotides. It is a transcript of the gene PTTG1IP, whose product is annotated as PTTG1 interacting protein. The transcript has 7 exons. Gene Ontology annotation, biological process: protein import into nucleus. The record is from RefSeq and is a predicted model, not a curated record. Gene Ontology annotation, cellular component: cytoplasm; nucleus. The coding region runs from base 137 to 682 and encodes 181 amino acids. Lineage: Eukaryota; Metazoa; Chordata; Lepidosauria; Squamata; Phrynosomatidae.
GCCUGUGUGUCAUGCUGUUCUGUUUCCUGUUGUGAAGCAAGCCUCAGUCUGGACUCUGGAGGAAGGAAGGAGAGUAAAGGCCAGGGGCGGGAAAUAAGAGCCCCCAGCUCUGCUGCAGCUCCUCCUAGCCCCAGCCAUGGCUUUCUGGAGGGCUUCCUCAGCCCCCCUGCUCCUUUUGUUGUACUUCUGCCUGCUUUCCCUGCUGCCUCUGGAGAACCUGGUCCUGGGAGCAACCAACCCUGUGGAGCAAGGAAGCUGUCAACAAUAUACAAACAAAACGUGCGAGGAAUGCCUCAAAAAUGUCACAUGUUUGUGGUGCAGCAGUAGCAAAAAAUGCAUGGACUAUCCUGUUCGAAAUAUCCUUCCUCCCAGUUCUCUUUGCAAGUUGAAUUUUGCACGAUGGGGUGUCUGUUGGGUAAAUUUUGAAGCUCUAAUUAUUACAAUGUCCGUGGUUGGAGGAACAAUUCUUCUGGCUCUCGUAGUUUGCUGCUGUUGCUGCUGCAGGAAGAAAAAGAUCAGAAAGUCUGAUAAGGAAGAUGAAAAAGCUGCAAGGGAGAGAGAGCAGAGAAGAGUAAGGCAGGAAGAGAGGAGAGCAGAGAUGAAGUCUAGGCAUGAUGAAAUCCGCAAGAAGUAUGGUUUGUUUAAAGAAGAGAAUCCAUAUGCCAAAUUUGAAAACAAUUAAGAUUUCUUCUGGCAUGUCAGAAUAAAGUGUGGUAAUACUGUCCAUUGAAUGCACAGCGCAGCUGCUAAAAGGUCCUGCAAUAUAGAUGCCUUAAUUGCCAAUGGAAAAGUGGUCUUAAUGCAGGGCAAAGUCAUAUGCGAUGAGCUGUUAAUAAACAAUGAGAUGAAUGAAUAAGCUAACAUACCUCUGAAAAUCCAAAUGGUCUUACAGGCUGCUGCAAGAUGUUAAAUUGUUUUUCUCACUGCCUGUUCUGCAGGUGCCUGUGCUAAUAGAGUACCUUGUGUGUAUUACAUACUCUUUUGUUUGCCACUCAAGCCUUGAACAAACUCCUUCAUGAAGCAGGGAGAGACUUCUCUUCAGUCUUUUCCAUGAUCAACAACUUCCAGGUAUUUUAAUACAAGGAUGGAAAUAAGUGUCCAUUUUUGGUUUACCUGGAAAUACUGGCUGUAUGAAAGGAAUAUAAGCCUUACUUCUACCACUAGCGAAAAGUACCUGACUUUUUCUAAAAACAUUUUAUUGGCAGCACAGAUGUUUUAUAGUAGGUUUGAGAGGGUUUGCACUUUUAUAUAUUGAUAUUCUUUUUCUUCUGUGCUAUUUGUGUGGCUUUUCUAUUCUUGUAUCUUGUAAAACACUUGUUAUCACACAUGUAGCUUCAAUGAAUGUUGGUAUCAGUGUGAUGUGGCUUUUUAUAUACAUGUUCAUUAAAUGAUUGCUUGUAAUAGGGUUUUAAAAUCUGUGCUAUAUUUAAAUACUUUUGAAAACUCAAUUGAACCUUUAUACAGCUUGUAAUAUGAAGUUGCCAAAUCUGUAUUGUAUCUGAAGCAAUGCAUAAUCUUGGAAAGAAUGUCUCUAGUAACCAAAUAAUCAGAAGAAUAAAAAGAUUCCUUUUUGAAGUAAAAAAAACCCACCUCACAGUGGAACCUUGAGAUUGAUUUCUGCUGCCUGGAAUAAAGUCUGUCGAUAAUAAUCUUUUGGCUUGAUGCAAUAGCCUGUUUUUCAGGCUGUUCUACAUCUGAUUCCUACACACUCAAGUUUUAAAUACUUCUUUUGUUUAACAGGGCUGAUCAAAUCAUGACGAAAAUAAUUGUUUAAUGUCAACUCUCUAGAAGAGUAGAUUAUAAUGGCUACCAUGAAAAAAUGAUUGGGGAGUGGGGCAGGAUGGUUUCUUUAAAAGAUACCUAAAAUAUACCAAAUUUAUUUUCAAUGGAAUGUUUUGGAUGCUGCAGCUGCCUGAGAAGUGAGUGAAACAGUACUAGGCCAUCUACACAGAAUGUGGUAAAGAAUGUGGCCUGACAUUGACACAGUGGAUAGUAGAGGGUUUAAAUGUGAUGUUGCCAUGCUCACACCCUUAAACAAGUACACUAAACACUUUGAAGUAUUGUUAGUUCUAUUCCAUUAUAUCUUAAAUUGUGUUUCAGAUUUGUGAAGGGCACAAACACAUGCAGUGUUCCUUAAUCUGUUAAAAUACUUGCUUUUGGAUUACAUGUGAUGCCCACACCCUUAAACAAAUAUAUUGGCAACUCUGAAGUACUGUUAGGUAAUAUUCUAUUAAUAGUUGAUGGUGUAUCAGUUUUGUUAAUGACGCAGACACAUGCAGCACUGCUUAAUCUGUUUAAAUAAUUGUCCUCCUGCUGUCUUUUAAGUAAUUCUGCAAAGUUUUCCAGAGUCCUGCCUAAAAAGGAGAGUAAAACAUUCCAAAAAUAUAGCCUAAUGUAUCAUGAAAGCUUUUAUAUAAUUUCUUGCUAUAUAAUAGUUGAAACUGAACUAAAUGUAAUGAGAUCUGUAAAUUAUUUCACUAACAAAAUAAACAGUAUCUUACAUUAUUGA